Molecule: messenger RNA, 3778 nt
Organism: Cebus imitator (Panamanian white-faced capuchin)
Lineage: Eukaryota; Metazoa; Chordata; Mammalia; Primates; Cebidae
Gene: RNF10
Product: ring finger protein 10
Exons: 16
Coding region: 483-2879 (798 amino acids)
Biological process (GO): positive regulation of myelination; positive regulation of transcription by RNA polymerase II
Molecular function (GO): transcription cis-regulatory region binding
Source: RefSeq, a predicted model, not a curated record
AUAUAGCCCAUCCGGGUUCUUCGAGAUGCUGUUUGGCGACUCGUCGCCAUUCCCGGAGCAACUGAGCUUCGGCCCAGGGGCGAGUGUCCGUCGCUGUGUCGGAGACACUUGUCCCCGACACCAAGACAGCCAGCCCUCUCCCCUGCCCCGCGGCGGGAGAGCGUGUCCGGCCGGCCGGCGGGGCUCGCGCACCCUCCCUCACCUCCCCUUCCCCCGCAGCCUCCGCCCCGCCAGGCCCGGCCAGGACUCCCGAGCCCCGGCCUCCUCCUCCUCCUCUAUCACCGCUGCCGCCGGGCUUGACAGCCCCGUCUGCCGCUUCUCUUUCUAAUUUGAGAAGCCAAGGAAGGAAACAGGGAAAAAUGUCGCCAUGAAGACCGAGAACCGCUGCCGCCGCCGACCCCCGCCGGCCCUGAACGCCAUGAGCCUGGGUCCCCGCCGCGCCCGCUCCGCUCCGACCGCCGUCGCCGCCGAGGCCCCCGUUGAUGCCGCUGAGCUCCCCCAACGCCGCCGCCACCGCCUCCGACAUGGACAAGAACAGCGGCUCCAACAGCUCCUCCGCCUGUUCGGGCAGCAGCAAAGGGCAACAGCCGCCCCGCUCCGCCUCGGCGGGGCCAGCCGGCGAGUCUAAACCCAAGAGCGAUGGAAAGAACUCAAGUGGAUCCAAGCGUUAUAAUCGCAAACGUGAACCUUCCUACCCCAAAAAUGAAAGUUUUAGCAACCAGUCCCGUCGCUCCAGUUCACAGAAAAGCAAGACUUUUAACAAGAUGCCUCCUCAAAGGGGCGGCGGCAGCACCAAACUCUUUAGCUCUUCUUUUAAUGGUGGAAGACGAGAUGAGGUAGCAGAGGCUCAACGGGCAGAGUUUAGCCCUGCCCAGUUCUCUGGUCCUAAGAAGAUCAACCUGAACCACUUGUUGAAUUUCACUUUUGAACCCCGUGGCCAGAUGGGUCACUUUGAAGGCAGUGGACAUGGUAGCUGGGGAAAAAGGAACAAGUGGGGACAUAAGCCUUUUAACAAGGAACUCUUUUUACAGGCCAAGUCCCUAAUCAAUUCUGCAAGUAGUGAACCCUGUGGUGGCAUUUUGUUUCAGCGCAUUUGCAGCCAUGAAGUGCCAUCUUGCCCAAUAUGCCUCUAUCCACCUACUGCAGCCAAGAUAACCCGUUGUGGACACAUCUUCUGCUGGGCAUGCAUCCUGCACUAUCUUUCACUGAGUGAGAAGGCCUGGAGUAAAUGCCCUAUCUGUUACAGUUCUGUGCAUAAGAAGGAUCUCAAGAGCGUUGUUGCCACAGAGUCACGUCAAUAUGUUGUUGGUGAUACCAUUACGAUGCAGCUGAUGAAGAGGGAGAAAGGGGUGUUGGUGGCUUUGCCCAAAUCCAAAUGGAUGAAUGUAGACCAUCCCAUUCAUCUAGGAGAUGAACAGCACAGCCAGUACUCUAAGUUGCUGCUGGCCACUAAGGAGCAGGUGCUGCACCGGGUAGUUCUGGAGGAGAAAGUAGCACUAGAGCAGCAACUGGCAGAGGAGAAGCACACUUCCGAGUCCUGCUUUAUUGAGGCAGCUAUCCAGGAGCUCAAGACUCGGGAAGAGGCUCUGUCAGGAUUGGCUGGAAGCAGAGGGGAGGUCACUGGUGAUGUGUCUGCCCUGGAACAACUGGUGCUGAUGGCUCCCUUGGCGAAGGAGUCUGUUUUUCAACCCAGGAAGGGUGUGCUGGAGUAUCUGUCUGCCUUCGAUGAAGAAACCACGAAAGUUUGUUCUCUGGACGCUCCUUCUGGACCUCUUGCUCUCCCUCUAGUAGAAGAGGAGGAAGUAGUGUCUGAACCGGAGGCUGAGGGGUUGCCAGGGGCCUGUGAUGACUUGGAGUUAGCAAAUGACAAUCUUAAGGAGGGGACCAUUUGCAUUGAGUCCAGCCAGCAGGAACCCAUCACCAAGCCAGGCUUCACACACCUCAGCAGCUCUCCUUGUUACUACUUUUACCAAGCGGAAGAUGGGCAGCACAUGUUCCUGCACCCUGUGAAUGUGCGCUGCCUGGUGCGGGAGUAUGGUAGCCUGGAGAAGAGCCCUGAGAAGAUCUCAGCAACUGUGGUGGAGAUUGCUGGCUACUCCAUGUCUGAGGAUGUUCGACAGCGUCAUAGAUAUCUCUCUCACUUGCCACUCACCUGUGAGUUCAGCAUCUGUGAACUGGCUUUGCAACCUCCUGUGGUCUCUAAGGAAACCCUAGAGAUGUUCUCAGAUGAUAUUGAGAAGAGGAAGCGUCAACGCCAAAAGAAGGCUCGGGAGGAACGCCGCCGAGAGCGCAGGAUUGAGAUGGAGGAAAACAAGAAACAGGGCAAGUACCCAGAAGUCCACAUUCCCCUCGAGAAUCUACAACAGUUUCCUGCCUUCAAUUCCUAUACCUGCUCCUCUGAUUCUGCUUUGGGUCCCACCAGCACUGAGGGCCAGGGGGCCCUCUCCCUUUCUCCUCUGAGCAGAAGUCCAGGUUCCCAUGCAGACUUUCUGCUGACCCCUCUGUCACCCACUGCCAGUCAGGGCAGUCCCUCAUUCUGCGUUGGGAGUCUGGAAGAAGACUCUCCCUUCCCUUCCUUUGCCCAGAUGCUGAGGGUUGGAAAAGCAAAAGCAGAUGUGUGGCCCAAAACUGCUCCAAAGAAAGAUGAGAACAGCUUAGUUCCUCCUGCUCCUGUGGACAGCGACGGGGAGAGUGAUAACUCAGACCGUGUUCCUGUGCCCAGUUUUCAAAAUUCCUUCAGCCAAGCUAUUGAAGCAGCCUUCAUGAAACUGGACACACCAGCUACUUCAGAUCCCCUUUCUGAAGAGAAAGGAGGAAAGAAAAGAAAAAAGCAGAAACAGAAGCUCCUGUUCAGCACCUCAAUCGUCCACACCAAGUGACACUACUGGCCCAGGCUACCUUCUCCAUCUGUUGUUUUUUUUUUAAACCCCAUGCUUUUGUUUGGCUGCUGUAAUUUUUAAGUAUUUGAGUUUGAUCAGAUUAGCUCUGGGGGGGAGGGGGUUUCCACAAUGUGAGGGGGAACCAAGAAAAUUUUAAAUACAGUGUAUUUUCCAGCUUCCUGUCUUUACACCAAAAUAAAGUAUUGACACUCACAAGAGAUUUCUUCCUGCCAAGGUUUUUAGUUUGUUGUGAGUGUAGUCUUUUUGAACCAUGUGUAAUUAAUUUUUCUCAACCUAAAAUAAGAUUGAGUCCCUUCGACAUGCAUUAGGCUGUCCAGCCCAGAAUGGCACAGCACUGCUCUGCUGUAGCAUCGUGUCAGGGCUUCCUGGGCUCAGCACCUCUCUCUUUUAAAAACAGUUGAAUCCUUACUAUUUAGUUCUCCUUGAAAGCAGAGUGGGAAUAAAAUGGAUUUAGGACACCCAGUUUGAAUUGCAGUUUAUUUUUCUUCUGACACAUGGCCAGGCUGUGGUGCCAGCUUAAUGAGGUAGGUUGUCCUUGGCACUUGCAUGUGUGAAAGUGUUUUGCCUCUUGUUGAGCAUGGCUUGCAUUGGCAAGGAAAGCUGUAACUCGUGAAGGAAGCCCUGAGACCUGCUACCCCUAAGAUCGAGCUUGUUUUCAGUGACAGUGGCUUGAGUCGUAGGAACAGGAGUCUGUACAGCUGGAUAAGAGCAGGGCUGUCUGAAGCCAUAGCAUUGCUGUCUCCCUCUGAUCUAGAGCAGUUUUCUUAUGCCUUGAUUUGAGCUAAUUUUCAUGUGAACUCUUGCUGCUUAAUAAAGUGACCUCUAGGUAUAUUAGACUGCGACGGCAAAUGGUUGCAAUAAAUCACCUGCACAAGCAA